This is a messenger RNA of Symbiodinium sp. CCMP2456, 1126 nucleotides long. The record is from the annotation of a GenBank genome assembly. NCBI's taxonomy places the organism in Eukaryota, Dinophyceae, Suessiales, Symbiodiniaceae.
AUGGAUCACGCCCCGCCGCCGUCCGCCAGCUCAACGCCGCCUGCGGGCUCACCCUCGGCAGCGAUCGAGCCGACGCUGCGGCUGGACGACCUGCUCGAAGAAUGCCUCGAGCGACUUGCCGGGGUCGCGCCGGUUGAAGACGCGCGGGUGCUGCGCGACUUCCUGCCGCCGUCGGCGCCGAAUCACGCACCCUUCUUGCUGGCGGAGUUGGUGAAACUCGACAUGGCCGCCGCGGCCGAGAUGGGGCGCGACCCGUGCCUCGAUUGGUACCUGGCGGCGAUGCCCGACAUGCUCGUCGCCGAGCGGUUGCCCUUCGACCUUGUGAUCGAGGAGUACCAGCUCCGGCGCGAAAAUGGCCACGAUCCGCGGCAAGUCGAGUACGCCCAGCGGUUCCCGCAGCACGCCCACCUGCUCGAGAAGUUCUCCUGCAACGCGGUGACGGUCGCGCCCGCGGGGGGGAAGCCGACCGCGCCCGACGAGUUGAUGGCGGGCGAUGUGAUCGACGACUUCACGGUCGUGCAAGAGUUGGGCCGCGGCGCCUUCGCGCGGGUUUACCUGGCGAGGCAGAUGUCGAUGCAACGGUUGGUGGCGCUCAAGGUCUCGGCCGGCAAAGGGGACGAGCCCCAGGCGCUAGCGCAGUUCGACCACCCAAACAUCGUGCGGGUCUACGACCAGCGCGCGAUGGACGACGGAUCGACCCACCUGCUCUACAUGCAGUAUCUGCCCGGAGGGACGCUUUCCGACGUGGUAAAGCGAGUUCAAUGGGCGGGGUCCAUGGCGUGCAGUGGCGCGGUGAUGCUCGACGCGAUCGACGACAACCUGCUCGACGCCGCGCAGCAGCCGCCUGAAUCGUCGGCUUUGCGGACUUGGAUCGCCGAGGCGGCUUGGCCGGUGGCGGUGGCGUGGAUCGGCGUACAGAUCGCCCGGGCGCUCGACGAAGCGCACCGCCAAGGCGUUUUCCACCGCGACGUGAAGCCGGCGAACGUGCUGCUCUCCGCCGAAGGCAUUCCGAAACUCGCCGACUUCAACGUCAGCUUCGCGGGCGCCGCGGGCCGCGCGGGAGCGGCGGCGACGCUCGGCGGCUCGAUCGGCUACAUGGCGCCCGAACACCUCGCGGCGAUCGGCG